Messenger RNA from Porites lobata, 795 nucleotides. NCBI's taxonomy places the organism in Eukaryota, Metazoa, Cnidaria, Anthozoa, Scleractinia, Poritidae. The record is from the annotation of a GenBank genome assembly.
ACCUUGUUACUCCGUUACCUUCUUACUCUGUUACUUUGUUACUCUGUUUCCUUGUUGCCUUGUUACUCUGCUACCCUGUUACCUUGCUACUUUCUUACCUUGUUACCCUGUUGCAUUGUUACUCUGUUACCUUGUUACCCUGUUACCUUGUUACCCUGUUACUCUGUUACCUUGUUUCUCUCUUACCUUGUUACCCUGUUACCUUGUUACUCUGUUACCUUGUUACCUUGUUACUCUGUGACCCUGUUACCUUGUUACUCUGUCACCAUGUUACCUUGUUAGUCUGUUACCUUCUUACUCUGUUACCUCGUUACCUUGUUACUCUGUUACCAUAUUACCUUGUUACUCUGUUACCUUGUUAAUCUGUUACCCUGUUACUCUGUUACCUUGUUACCCUGUUGCCUUGUUACCUUGUUACUCCAUUACCAUGUUCCCUUCUUACUCUGUUACCUAGUUACCCUGUUACCUUGUUACUCUGUUACCUUGUUACUCUGUUACCUUGUUACUCUGUUGCCUUGUUAUUCUGUCACCUUGUUACUCUGUUACUCCGUUACCUUCUUACUCUGUUACAUUGUUACUCUGUUUCCUUGUUGCCUUGUUACUCUGCUACCCUGUUACCUUGCUACUUUCUUACCUUGUUACCCUGUUACCUUGUUACUCUGUUACCUUGUUACCCUGUUACCUUGUUACCCUGUUACCCUGUUACCUUGUUACCCUGUUACCUUGUUACCCUGUUACCCUGUUACCCUGUUACCUUGUUACCUUGUUACUCCGUUACUAUGUUACCUUGUUACU